UUUAGGAGUUCACUCUGAAGCGUGUUGGUCACUGGAGUGUUGAGUAUCUCUUCACUGCUGCAGACUGUACUGAUCUGUACUGUGGUGUACUAUGCCCGUGUGAUUGUUACGAUGAGGAGGGGAAGCUAUGAUGAUGUUACUGCACCGAUACGACCUCAUAUGCGCUCUCUGGCCCAGCGGAGACGGUCAGCCCCGACACUGGUGUUUGGGAAAGCCCUGGGAAUGUCCUGGUCUCCCAUAAGGGAGGAGUCUCCAUACCCCAUGACUGUGGAGCAGAGCCCCUUUGUGCUCGGUUUGUCCACAGAGGACUCUGAGUUGCUUCUGGAUGACACUGUCCAGCUGACUGAAGGACUGAAGACCAGAGAGAGACACCUGUUUCUUCUAACUGAUGUGCUGGUCAUUGCUAAGCUAAAGUCCUGUGCUAGUUACAGGCUAAAGCACAGAGUUGACCUGAAGGACCUCUGGGUGUGUGCAUUAAAAAGUGAAGAUGACGAAGUAGAAGAUGAGGAUGGAGAAAUUGAUGUUAAGACAACCAUCCUUCUUGUCUGGUCUGUCUCUCUCUGUCUGGUGUCUUUCAGUUCCCCUGAGGUUAAAGAACGCUGGUUGGAUACUCUUCACAGGAAAGCCAGAGAGGCGAGACAGAAGGCAGGUUGCUGUUCUCCACCCCACAGUGUCCUGAUGAAGGUCCUGAGCAGCACCAUCACUAAUAAAACUCUAACUGGAGGUGGAAUGGACUCUGUGAUUGAGUUGUCUCUUCAAGGCAACGGAAUCUCCGCCCUGCAGAAGGAGCUGUGCAAACAGGAGCCCCAACCUGAGCAGAGCAUGGUAGAUCAUGAAGGCAGCACCGGGUCUAAGAAGAGUAUAUUCCCCUUCAGACUGAAGCGAAGCUCCACGGUCAGCGGCCUGCCCACACGCUCAGAGAAGAGGAAGAGCCUGCUGUUCGGCCAACCGCUGUCCAGAGACGCCCCACUGCCCAAACCCAUCACUGAUGUCCUUGUGCUGUUGUGUAGGAAGGGUCCGAGCACUGAGGGUGUUUUCAGAACGACCUGUAACAGUAGGAACCUUAAUGCAGUCCGUGAACAGCUGGACUCUGGGACUGAAGUGGACAUGGAGGCCCUGCCUGUGACUCUACUGGUUGGGCUGUUGAAGACAUUCCUGAAGGAGCUUCCAGGCAGCCUGCUGGUGGCUGACCACUAUGACAAGUGGGUGGAGGCUCUAGAGAAGGAGGAGAUGGAGGAGAAGUGUCAUGAGAUGAGAAAAAUGGUGGAAAAGCUCCCUGAAGCCAAUGGCCUCCUUCUGCAGUAUGUGCUGUGUCUGCUCCACCACAUCGCCCAGCGAUCAAAGAGCAACAAAAUGGAUACCAAGAACCUAGCAGUGUGUAUCGCCCCAACCCUCCUACAGGACAGCAGCCAGAUGAUGGAAGUCAACAAGGUCGAAAAGGUGACCAACUUAACCCAGUUCCUGAUCGAAAACUGCUGUAAAAUCCUUGGAGAAAAGAUUCUGAGUCUACUUAGGGACCCAGAAGAAGAGGAGCUGGGAGAUAACUCAGACUCCAUGUCUUCACAUCAACACGACUCAGCCUAUGACAGCACGGACCCUGAUGGAGACGGAGACAGCGCAGAGGCACUGGGGCCACAGGAGGAUGAAAAGGGGGCUCUGGGAAACUGCCAGAUCAGAAUUGAAUGUACACAUGUUGCCUCCUGCUCCUCAGAUGCCAUAUUCGAGACUUUCACCAAACCUUUCAACCGCCGCUGCUCCGAGCCCUCCAUUUUAUCCUCAGCAGCUAUUAAGAAUCUCCGGGGCCUGGCACGGAGCCAAGACGACUGUUCCUGCCCUAGGGAGGAGUACACGGACCAGCCACUGAAGAAGCAGGUCUCAGACGACUCCUUCCUGCAUCCACAGUGCUGUUACAGGUCACUGACGAGGAAGCUGGCUGGGAGCCUGAACAUGGACGCUGCCGUUAGCGUUUCUGCGCCAAUUUCCAAGGCUUGCUCUUGCUCUUCGUCCUUCUCUCUAGAAAGCGCUGCCUCGAACGUGUCUGAAACCUCCGUGUUCAUGGUGGCCACCUCCCCUCUGCCUUCCCCAGCUAGUCCGAGAAAGAGCCAAACCACAUCCAAGCCGAGAGCAGAGGCAGUUAAAGCAGAUUUAGAUGUAAGGCGCCAUUCGUCUCCCUUCAAAAGAGCUAAGAGCUUGGGAAACUUCUCCACCACUAGGGGGAGCACUAAGAAAGUCGAUUGCCAGAAAGACACAGCUUUUUCGUGCGAGACGCUUCAGGAGGACUCCCAGAAUGAAACAGAGGCUCCGGAUGAACCCAUGAGGCGCCAGCGGCCGCUCUCUGCCAUCGAGGUCUUCCAGCACGUGGACAGUAGAACUCCCAGCGGCCUGCCAACCUACGAGCAGGCCGUACUCUCUGGGGCCCUGCCUGCUCCCCCUCAGUACCGAAAAAUGACAGUGUAUGAAGCCAUUGAGCAAGGCAGGAAGUCUCGUCCCAUGUCCAUGAACGAUUACAUCCUGGACUCCACCCCUGCUAGCCAAUUUAUGGACUCAAUUGCACACUCAAUAGACAAUAAUGUGGGUCAGCAGGGGUCGUUCAGGCAGAGAGCCAUGUCUGAGUCAGUAGCCCGAACGAAGUUUGAAAAAGUGAGCCGUAGAUGCAGCCAGCCUGUGUUUGAGGAGUUCUCUUACGCAAAGGAGUCUUAUGUGUAAAUAGUUAAAUUUUUGCUUAAGCGUUAUUGGAGCUGGAUUACUUUUCCCAGAGAACUGUUCAAAUCAAAUGUCAGUGUAAAUUUCCCAAAUUUCCAUAGUCUGUGUAAUCCUACGAGGAUCAUUCAUAAAACUGCACACAUCAGAUUCAUACUGGAUUAAAAUAUUUUCAAAAUUGCAGGGACAUUUCCCCAAACAGAGUUUAAGCCUAGUCUUGUACUACACAGCAUUUUAAAUUUUUCCAUUUCACUGAAAAAUAAUAUAGUCUACGAUUAGGCUUAAACCCUUUAUUGAAAACUGUGUAUACUUAAUGUCAGACUUAAACAAAGCAACAACCACUUAUAUAGUAAAUAUAUAGUAUAUAUGUAAAAUGUACAGUAUUUAUGUACAGUACAGUAUCACCCCACAGUAUUUAUUCUUGAGAGUAAACACACUAUGCAGAUUCAUACUGGAUUAAAUAAUAAAUGGAUACGCACUUGUAAACUAAUCCAGCUCCAAUAGGACUUUACAUGUUAUAUACACAUUAUGAGAUCUAUCACGGCACGUCUGUUGUAGUGCAGGGUUCUUCUAAUUUGUAACAGCUAUUUAAUAUGCUAAUUUUAAAAUAAUAGUUUCAGAAUAUUGCCAGCGUGAAGCUAUGUAAAUAGAUGUAUUAAAACUAUUUUUUUAUUCUUAGUUUUUGUAUCAUUCUUUUCAAGCACUUAUAUGGCACUUGUAUAUUAGAAAUGUUUCAUGUUACAUUCACUUUAUUUCACUACAAUAAACACUGUUGUCUUUA
Molecule: messenger RNA, 3481 nt
Organism: Astyanax mexicanus (Mexican tetra)
Lineage: Eukaryota; Metazoa; Chordata; Actinopteri; Characiformes; Acestrorhamphidae
Gene: tagapb
Product: T cell activation RhoGTPase activating protein b
Exons: 14
Coding region: 112-2706 (864 amino acids)
Biological process (GO): signal transduction; regulation of Rho protein signal transduction
Molecular function (GO): GTPase activator activity
Source: RefSeq, a predicted model, not a curated record